Messenger RNA from Rhizoctonia solani, 4053 nucleotides. Its product is annotated as Retrotransposable element Tf2 protein. Lineage: Eukaryota; Fungi; Basidiomycota; Agaricomycetes; Cantharellales; Ceratobasidiaceae. The record is from RefSeq and is a predicted model, not a curated record. Gene Ontology annotation, molecular function: nucleic acid binding. The transcript is spliced from 3 exons. The coding region runs from base 1 to 4053 and encodes 1350 amino acids. Gene Ontology annotation, biological process: DNA integration.
AUGCACCCCCGUACCGCGGAAUCACUCCGCCUCCCACUCAUAGAUCUACCCUUACCCCGCACCGUCACUAUGCUCGAUGGGUCGAGCCCCCAGGCUGGAAAAAUCUGGAAAAAAGCCAACUUAACUUUCUCCCUCGAUGGCAAACAGAUAACUGAGACGUUCCUAAUCUGCAACACAGGGUCUCAUGCCGCCAUCUUAGGAUUGAAGUGGUUAGACGCUCACAACCCAGAGAUUGACUGGAACGCGCAAACCCUUUCCUUCCCCCAUGCACCACCAGAACACGUGGCCAUUGCAGAAGAAGAGGAAGCUGACAAGAACCCCCUUGAAGGAGUACCCCCCAAGUACCACCAAUAUGCCAAGGUAUUUGGGGAAGAAGAAUUCAACAAGCUCCCUCCUCACCGGCACUACAAUAUUGGGAUUGAACUAACAGAAGAAGGGCCUCUUAACUCGCCCCUCAGUAUGACCAACGCCAAAUCCUCCACACUCAAGGAUUGGCUCAGGGACAAGCUCAAAGCCGGAAAGAUCCGUCCCAGCAAAUCAUCUAUUAGCUCCCCCGUUAUGUUUGUCCCCAAAAAGGAUGGUUCCCGUCGCCUGGUUGUAGACUAUCGCUGCCUCAACAACCAGACUAAGAAGAACGUGUACCCUUUACCCCGUCCCGACAAUCUCAUGGCCCAGCUCCGUGGUGCCAAGGUCUUUACUAAAUUGGAUCUGCGAUGGGGUUACAACAAUGUCCAAGUCAAGGAUGGUGACAAAUGGAAGACCGCUUUCCAAACCAAAUAUGGCCUCUACGAGUCCCUGGUUAUGACAUUCGGCCUGACUAACGCCCCUGCUUCCUUCCAGCACUUCAUGAACAACCUGUUCAAGGACUUGCUGGAUGUAUGCGUCAUCAUUUACCUUGAUGACAUCCUAAUCUACUCAAAGGAUGACGCAUCGCACACUCAGCACGUCCACAAAGUCCUGCGACGCCUAAUGGAAAACCAGCUAUUUUGUAAAGCCUCUAAGUGCACCUUCCACGUCACCUCAGUGGAAUACCUGGGAAUAAUUGUUUCGGACAAAGGAUUCAGCCUGGAUAAGCUCAAAAUCCAGGCAAUCCAGGAAUGGCCUACACCAACUAAGGUCAAAGAAGUACAAUCGUUCCUAGGCUUUGCCAACUUCCUACGCCGCUUUGUUGCUAAUUUCAGCCACAUGGCCAGGCCGUUACACAAUCUGGUCAAAAAGGACGCACCAUGGAAAUGGGAUACUAGGGAACAAGAAGCGUUCCAAGGAUUGAAGGACGCUAUCACCAAUGCCCCCGUACUUUGCCACGCUGACCCCGCCAAACCAUACUUCCUUGAAACAGACGCCUCAGGGGCAGCCCUUGGAUCCAUACUGAGCCAACGUCAAGAAGACGGACGAUUGCACCCCUUGGGUUUCCUAUCAGAGUCAUUCAAGGGAGCGGAACAAAACUAUGACACGCACGACAAGGAACUACUUGCAAUCAUCCGCUCCUUUGAGUACUGGCGUAUUUUCCUGGAAGGAACCCUGCACCCUGUCACCGUGUUUACCAAUCACCGCAAUCUGGAGUACUGGAAAGAGUCACGCACAUUCAACCGUCGUCACGCCAGGUGGCAUCUACUGUUAGCCGGGUAUAACUUCCAAAUCGUAUACCGCCCCGGUAAACAGUCCGGCAAACCAGACGCUCUCUCACAACGUUCAGACCAUGCCGACAUUCCACCGGAUGCCCAAACCAUGCUUCCCGACCCGGUUUUUGCCAACGUUGCGCUAGUCACGCCUGAGAAGGAGUUACAACGCCAGAUUGAGUUAUCCUUAGACCAAGACGAGUCCCUGGAGGAAAUCCUCCAAUUCCUGCAGAACAAAUCCAAGGCUCCACCCUCAAUCAAACGCGCCUUCAAAGAUUACAAGAUGGAAGCAGGCCUGCUAUUCUACCAAGGGCGAAUUGUAGUACCAGACGUUGGGACGCUGAGGACAGACUUACUCCGUAUAUUCCACGACAGCCCCUUAGCCGGACACCCAGGCAGACAACGGACCUUAGAAUUGGUAUCCAGAAACUACUACUGGCCUGGCAUCCGCGCAGACACGUAUUGGCAUGUGGACUCCUGUGAAACGUGCCAACGGAUCAGAAAGCCCAAGUACGCGCCUAUCCCACCUCAGCCGCUGGAACUCCCCGUCAAGCCCUGGCAACACGUGUCUUACAACAUGAUAGUAGAUCUGCCCAAGGACGGAAGCAACGACUCCAUCUUGGUCAUAGUGGAUAGCUUCACAAAAUAUGGGAUUUUUGUCAAAUGUUCCAAGAAGCUCAAGGCACCUGAACUAGCGGAAUUGUUCUUGGAGCACGUAUGGAAACGGCAUGGUAUGCCUGAGAAAACGGUCUCAGAUAGGGGAAGGGUCUUCAAUAACAAAUUCCUGAGGGCACUGUACAAACGCCUGGGUAUAGACCCCCACUUCUCCUCGGCAUACCACCCCCAGAGUGACGGACAAACAGAACGGGUUAACCCAUCCAUUGAACAUUUUCUCAGGGCUUACUCAGGGGUAAAUCAACGGGACUGGACCAAAUGGCUACCAAUGGCGGAAUUUGCGUACAACAAUGCGGUCCACAGCAGCACAGGAAAAACACCAUUCAAAGCCCUGUACGGAUGGGAACCUACCCUGACACCUUCAAACGUACCCACAGAUGUACCAGAGGCCGACGAGUUAGCCCAGACAAUGGAGGCACAAUGGAAGGAAGUGGAAUUGGCACUCCGGCAAUCCAAACAACGCAUGACGGCCGGGGAAGAUGGAAGCCCAAUAGAGUUUGAGAUCGGAGAAGAAGCCUGGCUGGACGCCAAAAACGUCAACCUCAAGACCUUGAGUCAAAAACUGACGGAACAACGCCUAGGACCAUUUAAAGUUAUUGAGAAAAUCUCCGACCGGGCCUACCGCCUGGAACUCCCUCCUACCAUGCAAAUCCACGAUGUCUUCUAUGUAGGACUCCUGUCUAAGGAAUACGAAGUGGAGGGGAUUACCGAUGCAGAGGAACGUAACGGGAAAUGGUUUUUCCGGAUAAAAUGGAAGGGUUACGGUUCUGAAGAAAACACAUGGGAACCCCGGGAGAACCUAAAAAACGCGGAAAAAAUUUUGAGAAAAUACAAGGAGGACAUGAAGAAGAAGGCCCUCGGCGCUGCCAAGGCCCUUAGAGGGGGGCAGUGUUGUAUUGCAUUCAAACGCAACCACGAGCGCGGUAUCUUAUGCCUCAAUCAAACCGCUUACAUCAACAACUUAGUUCACUUUGCAGGUCUUAAGGACGCUUUCCCCGCCGAUACACCCCUAAGUCCCAGCGUUCAACUCACACGCUUCAAUGGUGCUAAGCCAAAGUUUAACUAUGGAACUUACAUCGGUAAGCUCCUAUAUGCAGCUCUAUGCACUCGACCCAACAUUGCUUAUGCCGUCGCACACUUAGCACAAUUUACUACAUGCUUUGGUCCAGCACACGUGACUCAGGUUAAGCGCCUAGUCUGUUACCUCAAGGGGACUUUGACCCUUGGCCUCACCUAUUGCCGAUCGGCCAAAGGCUUUGGCAAAAUUGGCUACUCAGAUGCCGACUGGGGCAGCAACCUUAUUGACCGUAAGUCCAUCUCUGGACAUGUAUUCAUGCUCGGCGGCGCAGCCGUUUCUUGGUCAGCUAAGAAGCAAGCAACUGUUGCUUUGUCAACAAUGGAAGCCAAGUAUAUGGCGUUAUCGCACGCAUGUACCCAGGCCUUAUGGAUGCGACAAUUCUUUGAAGAACUGUACCUAUACGCUGAUGCACCGACCCUUAUUCUCUCAGAUAAUCUUGCUGCACUCACUCUAUCCGUUGAAUCUCAAUUUCAUGGACAAUCGAAACACAUCAACAUACAACACCAUUUCAUGCGCGAUAUUAUUGAGAAACGGAAGGUAACUACGUUGUACGUACCGUCCAAUGAGAACCUAGCAGACGCCUUCACUAAAGCACUCCCGGCACCACAAUUCAGGUACCUCAUGAGAUCAAUCAUGGGCAAACCGAUCGAAGAAUCAAUCAAAGACGAAUUGAUUAACUAA